Centrocercus urophasianus (Greater sage-grouse) is the source of this 7614-nucleotide messenger RNA. RefSeq names its product ras homolog family member Q (gene RHOQ). The transcript has 5 exons. Gene Ontology annotation, molecular function: GTP binding; GTPase activity. The record is from RefSeq and is a predicted model, not a curated record. Gene Ontology annotation, biological process: small GTPase-mediated signal transduction; cortical actin cytoskeleton organization. The coding region runs from base 12 to 629 and encodes 205 amino acids. NCBI's taxonomy places the organism in Eukaryota, Metazoa, Chordata, Aves, Galliformes, Phasianidae.
GGGCUCCGGCCAUGGCCCAUGGCAGCGCCGCGGUCAUGCUGAAGUGCGUGGUGGUGGGGGACGGCGCCGUGGGCAAGACGUGCCUGCUGAUGAGCUACGCCAACGACGCCUUCCCCGAGGAGUACGUGCCCACUGUCUUCGACCACUACGCAGUCAGCGUCACCGUGGAGGGCAAGCAGUACCUGCUGGGGCUCUACGACACCGCCGGGCAGGAAGACUAUGAUCGUCUGAGACCUUUAUCUUAUCCUAUGACCGAUGUCUUCCUUAUCUGCUUCUCAGUGGUAAACCCUGCUUCAUUUCAAAACGUGAAGGAAGAAUGGGUACCGGAGUUGAAGGAAUAUGCACCUAAUGUUCCCUUUUUACUAGUAGGAACACAGAUUGAUCUUCGUGAUGACCCCAAAACUCUGGCAAGAUUGAAUGAUAUGAAAGAGAAGCCUUUAUCUGUGGAACAAGGACAGAAAUUAGCAAAAGAGAUAGGAGCCUACUGCUAUGUGGAGUGUUCAGCUUUAACACAGAAAGGACUGAAGACUGUUUUUGAUGAAGCUAUUAUAGCCAUUCUAACUCCAAAGAAACACACGGUGAAGAAGAGAAUAGGUUCGAGAUGCAUAAACUGCUGUUUGAUCACGUGAGAUACAUUUGACAAUGGCCAGGCUUACUGUGAAAUUCUACUGAAUUUAAAUACAACGCAUUAAGUACACAGCAAACUUGUUUGAAAGCUAAAAUAAUGAUUCUGCCUUCUACAACCAGUGAAAUCCAGAGGAAUACAAUCAAAAUCAAUGAACUUUGUAAUAGGAAGCCACCACAUCUGUUACAAAUAUUUUAUUCAGACUGGAAGGUACAAUCUCUCAGGGUUACAUAGUCUAGAGGAAGCAAAAAGCUGCACCAUGUUGAAACAGCAUCUGUAUGAUGCUAUUGAGUGGAGGUGCUUGGCCUGUAAUACUCUAAAUGAAUUUGGAUAGUCGUCUGUUUUGACUACACAUAUACAGAUAUAUCUAGAGGGGAAAAAAAAACAAAAAAAAACAACAACAAAAAAGAAACUUUUGCACAGUCUGUAUGGAAUCUGCACAAAGAAAUACCUUGUCUCUCUUUGCGCCAGUUAUCUGCUUUUGUAUGUAAGCUGCUUGCGGUUCCAGUGUAUCCACAGAGGUGCAAUAAUCAGACCAGCCAUAUAGCCAAAGGUAGCUCCGAGGGAACAUGAAAUGGGCCAUACCUGAGGGGAGAAUGCAAGGGAAAAGCAGACAAUGAGAAAAAUUGUUUGUGUUUUUUGUACUUUGUGAGCACAAAUUCUCAGUGUAAUCUAGGUACUGAAAGACAGUGGAGUCUUAUUCUACUCUAAAGCUUGAUGUGCUUUCCUAAAAAUGCCACAAGUAUAACAAUCAUACGUGCAUCUUCAUGAACACUAAAUGCCGUGGUACAGUUUUGCUAUUUUUUAUAUUAAUAUGUAUUAAAAUGUAACCAGGCUUCUGGCUGUUGCAGAUCUUAGUUUGAUGUUCCCAAAACUACGUGAAAAACUUACUAGCAUUUAUAUCCCCCAAAGUGUUCAGCUAACGUAGCGUCCUGCUGAACACACCUUGAAACCUACAGAUUUUAUUUUUUGUGACAGUUAGACUUGAGGAUCUUUGUAGGUCCCUUCCAACUGAAACUAUUCUAUUCUAAGUCUGCCUUUUUCCAUUUUUCCUUCCAAUCUUUCAUGGUAUUCUGAAACUUUCAGAGGUGUGUCUAAAUAACCUAAUAAUACAAUAAGGCCAGAAACUGAGAUGAAUAGAGGGUUGUUUUUUUUUUUUUUUAGGCUUGAAAAGUAGGCAGAGGGAUGAAUUCCCCUCUGGCUAGAAGAAGGAAGCAAACUUAAGUCUCGAAACUGACUGAACAUCUUGCACCCAGUUCAGGAAAAAUAUAAUAAGCCAGUAUGUUGAAGACUCCAAGAGAGCUUUCAUUAUAGGCUCUAUUUCCUAACAUAAAAACAGGGAACUGACUCAAUACAGCUGACUCACACAAAGCAUCUAGUAUUGAGGCAAAGAAGUAAUGGAAUCCUUCCCACCACCACUGUCAAAUUGAUUUUCAGGGAGGAUGGGCCAAAAAAAAACUGUAAACAUUCUGUACUCGGAUGUAGCAUAUUUUAAUGUCAACUGCGUGUUGCAUUUGAUGAAGGUCCCAACUAAGUUGGUGAUUGAAAAUAUUGUAGAAUAAACUGAAUUCCCACCUCUCUUCAAAAUUCUCCAUUGUAUAUUGCAGGGACAAUUUUGCACAUCCUGCUGUACAGUCCUUAAUCUAGUACAGACUGCACUGUCCUAUUCUUUGUUUUUUAAAUUAAGGGGGAUAUUCCCCUUCUAUAGUACUUGAGACUGAGAAAUGCACUAGACAUUAAAGAAAAUAUCCACAUCUCAGUGUCCAGCCUUUUUUUCUACUUCAUUUUGACAGGCAAUUCAUGAGAAUCAAAUGAACUUGCUCUUAAUGGUACUGGUUUCUCAUUUUCCUAGAUCUGAUUAUUUUCUUUACUCCAUUAUCGCAGGAAGAAAUAGAUUUAUUCAUGUCCUUCAAUCAUGGGAAUUUUAACUAGGAAUAAGAGUAACUUACUUUUGUCCUCUGCUGUUUCAUCUUCACAUUCCUUAGCAUUUGCAGUUUUAUAUAUUAUUUGGAGGUCUUAAGGAGUGUAGCAAAGAUGACUAUAAACAAGGUGCCUUAGGUACUCUUUAUUGACCUUGUUUCAUUCUUCCAUUUCCAAACAUUCUAUCUCUGCUAUUUGGUUUCAAUGCUAGAAUGUUUUGGCUGUUGCCUCUCAAACCAAAGACUUGCUUGUUUCAAUUCAGCUAACAGUGGCAUUGUAGAUCUUCUAUAAAAAGCCUUGAGAUGCUUUGGCACAGUAGGAUAUUAUGUAUAUUUAAAACUCACAUGACUUUGUGGCCUUGGCUAAACUUAUGCUUCAGGUAGAUCUUUUCAACUUUUAAAAGAAAUGUAAUCAAGUUGUUUCUAACACUUUGCAGGCUAUUUUAAGUGUCUAAAGGACAAAAGCAAAAAAGUCCCUGAGACCCCAUUACUCAGAAACGUUCAAUGGAAACAGCAGUCAAACUUUCUUAUCCACUGGUGAAGUGAAAUACCGUUCUAACAAAACUAACAACAGAAGCUUCAUAACUCAGUGGUCUUCUUUUGCAUCAAAUUCUCUGUGAGUGAUCAAUGAUCCUUCAUUAAAUUUUACCUACAUUAGGUGAAUCUAUUGUAGCCAAAUUGCUUUUCAGAAGUAUGAGUAGAUGUCAGACUGAUUUUUCAUGUUCCCUUAGCCAGUAAGGUCAAUAUCUCUGAUGACCCAUUCGCUCUGUAUUUUUUGGUAUCGUAUGUAUAGUGAGCAAUUGUUGAAAUGAUUAAAAUUAUCUCUGUUGAUGCUGUAGCUUCUUUUUCCUGAUUGAAUCACAACUUGGAGCACAGUUUCUCAAUAGUUUUCCUGAAUUAUGUAACUUAAUACUGAUGAUGCCUCUGUUUGCCCUCCAAAACGUUCAGUUUUUGCUUUGAUUUCUUAAAAAAUCAGUGUUACCUCACAGGCCUUCAGGCUGUCUUACUUAACACAUGACCUCUGAAAUCCAUCCCUCACCAUGGCAGAUAUCAAAGGUAAGGGGUAAAAGGGAGAAACCGUACAACACUUCAUCUCACUGACUGUGAAUGGGAUUGAAAAAGAAACAUCAUCCUUCUAGUGGCAUAGAAAAGAAGGGUACUGUAGAAAAAAAGAAUGUUACCAGGUGCCUUAUUUCUGUUAAAGGCCCAUGUGUCUUAUGCUGGAGAAAUGGCCCAAACAGUUGUAAAGGCAUUUUGGCCUUCUGAAAACUCCCUAAGCACAGGAGCCACAAGCCUGGACAUAAGAGAGUAGCUGUCUGGAUGUCACCUCUCAAGGCAGGGCAAAACAAUAAACAAGUAAUGGUACAAGCUCUGCACCUUUUAUUCAUGACCAAUGCCAUAUGGUGUAUUUAAAGAAAUCAGAGAAAUAUUAAUAUGUGGUUCUUAAGCUCAUCAGCUGCACUGAAAUAACAGCCCGUUUGUAUGCUUUACAGUCUGUAGCAAAUGUACUGCAUCACGUCCACCAAAAAAAGUGAACUGCUUUCUUUUUCAUCAGGUGCUGGCCUUGUUUUUCUGAGGUUCAGUCACUUUCUGCCGAACCUUUUUAAGUGAAAUUGACUUCUUUGAUCAAUCUACUUUUGCCUUGUCUUGCAUAUUUUCUCUUAAACUUGGUUUGGUGUUCCUGACUCAGUUCCAAGUGAUAAAAAUCUAAGCAGCUGAUAGACACCUACCAAUUGUAAGAGAUUCCCUCCAUCUCACUUGUACCCAACUCGUAAUAUAUUCUUUUCACUUUCUGAAAACUGCUCAGCUCAGUUUCUCCUACUCUGUGUUCCUUUCUGCUAUGAGGAAGCUGACAUAACCUACUCCAUCACUGACAUCAUGCUUAGGGUGGAGUAGGUGGGUCAGCAGCAGAAAAAUAAGAUAAUAGGCAACAUUACCUAACUGCAGUUUUUUUGAGGGAGAGGAGAGGAAAUUGAUCUGCAGAGAUUAAUAUGGGGAAUGUAGGAGGCAGGACAGAACAUUCUUCAGGGAACUGUUGUGAAAUACCUUGUGUAUCCCAGCAACUGGGAAGCAUCAGCUACCAUCCUCACAGCCCACUACAAAAACAGUCAGUUUAUGUACCAAAUGCAUGUGGAACCAGGCCAGUUCUAACAAUGCGUAUGUGAUUGCUGAGAAUCUGAACAGCGGCUUGGCAACAACAAAUCCCACCUGCAUGCUUAACAAGCACAGAAAUUGAAUUUUAAGGGAUAGAGCAGAAGCCAGUAGUUAACAGAAAGCAAUCCUGACUUCUGCUAUUUCAAUUUUCUUCUAGCCUUGUUUUUUUUCAUUUGGCAGUGCUGAUAGGACUUAACAGGAAUUUCUUUAGGCUAGCUAAAUAGAUACUGCAGAACUGCAAGGUUUCUAGUGUAUUUAAGAACUUAUUCUAAGAAUGAGGAGUUGCCAACCUUUCAGGAAAUAAAUGAGCUAGUUUCCUAAGUGCUCUAUAGAACACCUGUGAGCCGACUUGAGAAUACUUAACAUAUUGCAUGGGAAGAGGAGCAUGUUGCAGGAUCACAGCAAGAUGAUCCUUGCUCUGCUAUACUAUGCACAUAGCUAGUUAAAGCAGAUUUCUGGCUGCAUGACAGUUUUCUUCUCUACUGUGAGUCCACAACAUGCAUCCCAUGCAAUAGGAAGCAUCUCAACACUGAUAAUAACAUAAAGGCCAGAUUCUUACAACGCAGAGCAGUAAAACCCUGAUAAAGGUUUUAAGGGUAUCACAAAGUAAGCAGGUGACUGCUGGUACAGAGUGGGGUAAUCUACUGCAUUUAUUAUUUAAAAAAAUAAACAGACUGGUCCCAUCCUGCAGAUAAGUGCUUUUUUCAUAUGCCUACACUAGGAUUUUUUUGUAUUGUUAUUAUUUCCAAAGAUCUGUUUCUGGCUGUCAAUUAGAAAGCUAUGUAAGAUUUUUAUUUCACUUAAGAACUGAAUAAAUGAGCACAAUGAUUUUCCCUCUGUUUCUAACAUGCCUUAAAUUACAGAUUGUUUAGUCUGCACUGUCUUAAAAUUUUCAAAACAUAUUUUUAACCCAUUUUGGUUGUGUGAAUGUUAAGUAAAAGUGUCUUACCACAUUGUACAGAAUGUGUAUGUUGACAAGCACGUGCUGUGGAGAAGAAAGUGUGAAGACUUUUUCAGGCUGGCAUUUGUAACCAGAAGUUGGUUUUGUGGAUUUGUGUUCUAAAGACCUAGCAAGCUUGGCUGCCUCUGAUUUCACCAUUAAGGUUUACACUAAGAAAACAUACCUUUAAAUAAACAAUGAUAACCCCACUGAAGUGGAACGGGCUUCUACCUCUCUUUAAAACAAACAAACAAAAAAACACCCAAAAUCAAACACUUCCCCCAUCCCAGUGGAUAUUAUCACUGCUACUCUUCUGAAGCAACUUCUUUUACAUCAAAAUAUCUGCUGAGGUUAAUAGAAGCUAAAGCAAAUACAAGAAUGAUAUUCUCUCAGCUUACUUAAGAAUAACAACGUAGCAUGAAAGUUUAUGGUUCUGGUUCAGCUUAGUUAAGUAACCACCAAAAAUUGUGCCCAUGAUUCUCCACCAACUCUUUUUCAGGUUGCAACUAUCCAAAAGGUAUCUAGGCCAACCUUCAGCCAUACUGGCUAAACUACAUGGCAGUUAGGCAACUCAAGUUAUAUCAGCACUACGUUAUGUUACAGACAUUCAGUAUGAAGUAGGAACUCAUAUUUCAAUGUCAUUUUCACAUAUGAUACAAAAACACUGUAGACAAGAUACAGUUUCAAAGUCACAUUUUAUCAUCAAUAACUACAGAUCAAAAUUAUGCUAUGAGAAAAAUGGGUAGGCAUGAAAACAGUGAGCUUAAGAUGUUUUAAAAAUCUGGUGUCAAAAUAUGCAAGAAAGCCAGGAACUUUACUCUUUGCUAAAUAAAGUUUGUGAGUGAUGUAUAGGAUGUCUGGAAAACUAGUUCUACAGCAUACAGAGUAUACUGACCAGGUUUUCAUCAUUAAUUAUACCAUCUUGUUCUGCAACUCAGUUACCUCAGACUGUGCAAAGAAAGGAUGUGUCACUUUGUGUCUAGUACCACCUAAACUAUCCCACUCAGUUUCAGCAGUGUUGUGCUUUGAGGUGCCACUUCUCAGAUGACACACAAAGCUCGGAUCCUAAUCACUCGUAAUUGCAGCAUCAACCUGAAAGAGUCAAUCUGGAAAGAAAACCACAACUAAGCAACUGCAGCAGGAGUUAUUUCCUUUUUCUUUGCUGAAACUAUUCUAACUAACCCCAAUCCUUACACAACCGUGCAUCAGAGGCAACUAGCUAUGGAUGCAUAACUCUUGAAAACUUCUGAUCAUCAUCUAGAAUAGUCAAGUGGUCACAAUUAAACCCCACAAAUUAUUUGUAGAAUUUCUUAGGAAUUUGACAGCAGGCUCAAGACACUGAAAAAUACUCAUUCUACCAAUAUGACGUUUUUUUCUCUAGGAGUUUUACCUGUCUUUUUCAUGUUGUGAAAAGUAUAUUUCUUUUUUGAUACAGAAUUGUAAAUGUAGGGACUUGCUUUCCUGUACAGCUGUCCUUGUAUCUUCAGUUUUGUCUGAGAUUGGAUUAAUUCUGCAGUAUUCUCAAUUCUUCUAUAACCAGAAAGAACCACCUGGUAGGUUACCCUGAUCAACUGUUUUGCACAGUUACAAGUUUACUGAAAAGUAGCAGAGAGACAACAGGCAUGGCCAAACUCUAUGUUAAAAAGUUACUUUAUGAAUAUCAACAGAAUAAUGAAGAACAAUGAAUCAGGAUAGCAAAUGACUUUCAGCAAUAUGUUACAUGCUUCUAACAGAAAUGCUUUACAUAUUUUUGAUUUCCAUUCUGAAACAUUAUUCAGACAAUGGUCAUUUUAUUUCCAGUAUAGUAUUCCAUUCCUGCUGAGUUUCAUUUACUUAGAAUAAAAGUUGUCAGUUAUAUGCCAAAAGACACAUUUUACAUAAUUAUAUUUAAAUGUAGGGCCACUAAUCUGAAUAUCCCCUGUAUGCAAUAUUUUUCACAGUAUGAACGUGGAAAAUAAAGUGAAGAUUUUCUGAGA